ACAGGCGUCCUGACAGCUCGGCCCGCGUCCAGACGACCUGCUUUACAUAGAACUGUGUCCUCCCAUCACCGCGGGUUACCACCAGCAUCCUGUCGCCACGGAGACUGAUGGAGAGUGACGGGGCGGACGGAUGACUGACGGACGAGACGGACAGAUGGAUGGAUGGACGUAUGGAUGGAGGGAUGAUACAGACAAGGGGAGAGAGACAGAGAGAGAGAGAGAGGAGGAGGGGGCUCGCUCUGGGCGUCGCUCGACCACGAAGAAAAAACAAACACUGAUUAUGUAAAUGAGAUCGUUAAUUUAAUCAAUUAGAGGAGGAGGAGGAGGAGAGAGGAGGAGAGGAGAGGAGAGAGGGAGGAGGAGGAGAGAGGAGGAAAGAGAGGAGGAGAGAGGAGAGAGGAGAGAGGAGGAAAAACAAACACUGAUUAUGUAAAUGAGAUCGUUAAUUUAAUCAAUUAGAGGAGGAGGAGGAGGAGGAGAGAGGAGGAGAGAGGAGAAGAGAGGAGGAGAGAGGGAGGAAGAGGAGAGGAGAGAGAGAAGGAGAGAGGGGGGAAGGAGGAGAGAGAGGGAGGAGAGAGGAGGAGAGGAGAGGAGAGAGGGAGGAGGAGAGAGAGAGGAGGAGAGAGAAGAAGGAGAGGAGGAGGAGAGAGGGAGGGGGAGGAGCAGAGAAGGAGGAGAGAGAGGAGGCGAGAGAGAAGAGGAGGAGGAGAGGAGAGAGAGGAGGAGAGAGGAUGAAAGAGAGGAGGAGAGAAGGAGGAGAGAGGAGGUGAGAGAGAAGGAGGAGAGAGGGAGGAGGAGAGGAGGAGGAGAGAGAGGGAGGAGGAGGAAAGAGAGGAGGAGAGAGGGAGGAGAAGGAGAGGAGGAGAGGAGAGAGGAGGAAAGUAGGAGGAGAGAGGAGAGCAGGAGAGGAGAGGACAGCGUUUCACCUCCACACUCACCUGUUUGUGUUUGUCUGUAUAUAAAUCCUGCAGAGCUCCCCCUGCUGGUGGAACUUCAGACGACAGAAACAGAAACACCUGCAGCUAAAAGAGAGACAGACACACACACACACACACACACACAGACACACACACACACAGACACACACACAUAUACACACACACACAGACACACACACACACACACACACACACACACACACACACACACACACACACACACACACACACACACAUGUUGUUCAUCACACUGCAGAGUGUGUGUGUCCACCACAGGUCAAAGGUCAGCUGAGAACAAUGUGUGUGUUUGGAGGACGGAGAUGAAGAGCUGACAGCUGAGACACUUCCUGCAGAGAGGACCGAGUUCUGUGAGUGUGUCUGUGUGUGUGUGUGUGUGUGAGUGUGUGUGUGUGUGUGUGUGUGUGUGUGAGUGUGUCAGUGUGUGUGUGUGUGUGAGUGUGUGUGUGUGGUCUGAGUAUUGUUUUGUUUGUUUUGUUUAGUCGCACAGAUUUUCUCUUUCUUGGUUCAUACAGACUUUGAUAAUGAACUGAAGGUAAAAUCCACUCAGUCUGUGAGUCCAGACGCUGUCAGCCGAUGAACUCUGACCCCCGACCUCCACCUUCAUCCUGAUCGUCUCCUAAAAGGUCGUAUCCUCCGAUCGUAGCUGAUCGUAACCAUUCAAGUUAACGUGUCGAUUUACACCGACUUCUUUCCGUUCCUCUGCGGAUCGCCGGACUCCUCAGCUGAUCACAAGAGUUCUAUUUUUUCUGGACGCCGGAGCAUGGCGGAUAAAUUCAGCACAGAUUAACCCGUGCUGGAAAGGAAGUCGGGCACAGACACAAAAUAAAACAUCCUGCUUCUUUUCAAAAUAAAACAUCCGGCUUCUUUUCAAAAUAAAACACUCCGUGUUUCAGGAGGAUCGUAUUUCACACCAUGCAAACGGGCGGAGACGAACAAGUGAAAGGUUUUUAGACGUCAUUUCACCCCGAUGACACCAUGGAUGAGGAGAUGCUGAUUCUAGAAGUCUAGAAGUAGAUUUCCUCCUCUGGAAGGACACAAUCUACUGCUUAUAUGUCUAUGUGUCUGUCUUUAGAGAGACAACUCGUUAUCGUGAGAUUGGACGUGAAUCUGCGGGUUCUCGUGAGUUCUCAUGAUUACCGCUGUCCUUAAUCCGCCACGCCUCACAAACGGUGGGAAUUGUCGUACGGCGCAAAGACACCGCCGUUCCAGAUGUGGUGGAAAUUGAGGUUGAUUGUUUCUGAGGUUUCCUGUCAGAGGUCAAAGGUCAUCUGAGAGGAUUUUAGUCCUUUCUGUGGUCGAAGGAGGCCGCCAUCUUUUCAUGGAUUUAACCUUCAUCUCUCUGAAAUCUGAGAUCAGCAGCAAACAACAAAUCUGACCAACGAUCGUAGAAAGACGAUCAAUCGUAGAAAGACGAUCAAUCGGAGAUUUUCAUCUGAAGAUGAAGAGACUUCACAACAAUCUGAACGUACGACCUUCAGAGAUCUGAUCCAUGUUUGAAGGUUUGAGUCUGACCCUCCUGGACCUGAGAGUCCUUCAGAACCAGGACCGGGUCUGAGGAGAGGACCUCAGAAGUCCAGUUCAACUAACGUGUUUUUAAUUAUAGAUCAAUAAACAUCAAACUUUCAGUCAGAGACGCUUCAAACACGAGUUCAGCAGCCCGUACACACACACACACACACACACACACACACACACACACACACACACACACACACACACACAGGAACAUAUGGUGGUGUGUGUGUGUGUGUGUGUGUGUGUGUGUGUCCCCUCCUCUCAGCAGAUCAAUAAUGAAGGUGUUUCCGCCUCUUUAAGCUUCAGUCCGUUCAGCUGAGACCCCCCCCCCCCCCCCCAGUAUCUAUAAUAGAUGUGUUGUUCCGCCGUGUCGACGAUGGCGAGGAAGCCUCAGGUGAGAACAGACCGCUCUCUUCGCCAACACCACCGCCGCUCUGCAGGAAAACACCUCACAGCCUUUAACCCUUCAGAGGAACAACCUCAGAACUUCAGAACCUCAGAACCUCAGAACCACAGAACCUCAGAACCACAGAACCACAGAACCACAGUACCUCAGUACCUGUUGGGUCCAUGUUCUGGUUCCGGGUUGGUCUCAGUCUUUCUCUUCUUGGAGUUUUUGAAUCAUUUCUGUCACACUCUCACGUCUCUCCUCCAUGUCAGCGCCUCCUCCCUCCUCCUCCCUCCUCCUCCCCGCUCCUCGCCGCCCCGCUCCUCACCCCCGUCUCCGUCUGUGUUCAGGAGGAUCCUCUCCUUUGGAAAAGUUCCAGCAUGUUUCUUGUCCAUCAACAGGAACUCUUGGACCAGAAGACUCGUCCCUGUCAGAGUGUCUCCCAGCAGGGGGGCUGCGGGGCCCCUCAGGGGCCUCUACGGCCGUGAGAACAUGAAAAAAACAUACUAGAUACUGCAGAUGAUGAACACAUGAGGAGAAACAGGAGAGGUGAUUCAGGGUCCUCAAGAAGACCUCGACGCCCCAAAGACCACGUCAGACCACCACGGGUCUGAAUACGGGGUCGGUCAGAGACCAGGAGGUGGACUCAGAGACCAGGAGGUGGACUCAGAGACAGUUUAAAUAAAACUUUGUUCACAUGUUCUUCUGAGUUAUAAAAGUAAGGAGCACAAAGAACUUUAGGAGAUCAAUGAAAACUGAUCAAUAAUGUUUGUCUUAUUGAUCGACCUUAGUACUAUUAUUAGAAAUCAAUUUUAGGUCUUUUGGUCACAUGACAGUGAAGCUAUUGGAGGAAAACAGCCUUUUCUGAGAACAUCAACCAGUAAUUUAUUGACGGUCCCUUAUUCAACACCGACGUUGACAGUGAGGGUGUCGAGUAGAUUUAACCGCGCUGCUGUUGUUAUUCCCGGUUAUGGAGAGUGAGAAGACACCGGUAGAUCCUCAGAGAAUGUCCGUCAGAUAUCCAACCUGAAACUAACUUCACCGCCGUAUUUACAGGAGAAUAUAUCCAACCUGAAACUAACUUCACCGCGUAUUUACAGGAAAAAACAUCCAACCUGAAACUAACUUCACCGCCGUAUUUACAGGAAAAUAUAUCCAACCUGAAACUAACUUCACCGCCGUAUUUACAGGAAAAUAUAUCCAACCUGAAACUAACUUCACCGCCGUAUUUACAGGAAAAUAUAUCCAACCUGAAACUAACUUCACCGCUGUAUUUACAGGAAAAUAUAUCCAACCUAAAACUAACUUCACCGCCGUAUUUACAGGAAAAUAUAUCCAACCUGAAACUAACUUCACCGCGUAUUUACAGGAAAAAACAUCCAACCUAAAACUAACUUCACCGCCAUAUUUACAGGAAAAUAUAUCCAACCUGAAACUAACUUCACCGCCGUAUUUACAGGAAAAUAUAUCCAACCUAAAACUAACUUCACCGCCGUAUUUACAGGAAAAUAUAUCCAACCUAAAACUAACUUCACCGCCGUAUUUACAGGAAAAUAUAUCCAACCUGAAACUAACUUCACCGCGUAUUUACAGGAAAAAACAUCCAACCUAAAACUAACUUCACCGCCAUAUUUACAGGAAAAUAUAUCCAACCUGAAACUAACUUCACCGCCGUAUUUACAGGAAAAUAUAUCCAACCUAAAACUAACUUCACCGCCGUAUUUACAGGAAAAUAUAUCCAACCUAAAACUAACUUCACCGCUGUAUUUACAGGAAAAUAUAUCCAACCUGAAACUAACUUCACCGCCGUAUUUACAGGAAAAUAUAUCCAACCUGAAACUAACUUCACCGCCGUAUUUACAGGAAAAUAUAUCCAACCUGAAACUAACUUCACCGCCGUAUUUACAGGAAAAUAUAUCCAACCUGAAACUAACUUCACCGCCGUAUUUACAGGAAAAUAUAUCCAACCUGAAACUAACUUCACCGCCGUAUUUACAGGAAAAUAUAUCCAACCUAAAACUAACUUCACCGCCGUAUUUACAGGAAAAUAUAUCCAACCUGAAACUAACUUCACCGCCGUAUUUACAGGAAAAAAAAACAUUUGUUGAUUUUUUUAUGUGACCCUAAAUACAUUUUUAAAUUUACACACAUCUAUUUUUAGUCGCAGUGAAACGGUCGAACUGUCACUGAGCCCUGGUAUAUAGUGGGUCUGUGGUUCUGUGGGUCUGUGGGUCUGUGGGUCUAGAGGAGGGGGUCCGUCAGAAUCUGGUCCUGCUGGGAGGAUUUACAGAGAGAAUAAACAAAGUAAAGUCUGUUUGGGUCAGAACCACUCAGCGUGGAUCUUUGAAGUCCUGCUAACAUCAGAGGAGGCGGCUCUGGUUCUGCUCGAGGGGUUCUGGAACAAACGGAUCCGUUUAGAGGAGGACAAACUCGGUUAAUGAGGCUAAUUAAAGCUCUUAUUAAUGAGUGUGUUCAGAUGAUUUUAACGUAUAUUAAUCGCCCCCCCGUCACAGCGGUGGUUAAUCACGGAGGGCCUCCAUAUUGUCGUCCCUGGCGAGCAGGUGGUGGCGGUCACAGGCGAUGACGGAUGACGCCCACAUGUGGCCCUGCAGGCAGAAUCUGAGCGGCCGACUCUGAGAGCUCAGAUCUGGACCAUUUAGUUUUACAUGUUGGAGACUCGGACCCGGAGCUGCUGGUGGGUCUCAGGAGCUUCAGGGCAGAGACGGACUUUAGAACAAGCGCUGGUGGCUCCGCUCCAGAUUCCAUUUAAAUAUUUUAGAGCAGGUCGGCCCGCCCCCCCGCCGCCACCGCCGCCGCCGCCCGCAGGCAGGAAUAGUUUAACAUUAACACGGCACAUAUUUUCAGUUUCCUGAGCAGAGAGGGUUCGAGCUUUCACCGAGGAAACGUGGAUAGACAGAGACAGACGAGGAUUUUAAUCCCAGUCUCAGAUUAUUGCUGUAGAAUAAAUCUUCUCCUCCUCUCAUGAGCGUCUUUUUUAAAACAACAUAUUUACUGAACUUUUACAAGUAAACAAAGACCAUCAAAAACAUGGACAGGUGGACAGGUGGACAGUGAAAUACGUCGUCGUCUCCAUCUAUAAAAAGACCAAACUUGGAGUCGUCCAGAAAACCAUCGAUGACAACAAAAGUAAAAAGAUAAAAAAGGACACGGGGACAUGAGACAGAACAGAGAUAAAGAAAAUAAACAUAUACUAAUAUACAUAUAUAUAUAUAUUUACAUAUAUAUAUACAAUAUAUAUGUAUAUUUACAUAUACUCAGCACACUGUAUCAGUGUCAGCGCCCCAACGUCUCAGAAAGUCCAACAGGAGUCUCCAAAUCGUCUCAAACUCUCCUGCUGUCCCUCUGAUCUUCGUCUCGUCUGUUUGUGAGUCUGACUUUGUUUUUGGUUCCCUCACGUUCUCAGACUCUUAGUCUGUGUUCAGACUGCAGCUCAGUUCUGAUUGGUUCUGAUCCGACCCUCUUCUGUAUGUGGAUAUAAAUCAGAUAUGUAUCUGAUGUGACUGCAGUGUGACGCUCAGGUCGAGUUUAUCCGACCUUUACGUCAUCAAUAUGAGACAAACGUCACCGAUGUUUUCGACAAACAUCACGUCACGUCCUGCUUUGUGUUCAUGAGGGUCACUUCACAGACACAUUCGUCGUUGUAACGUGAACGACCGCACAAAAAGAUCGGAUUGAACAGAAAUCCGAACUGUGCGUCAGAACCUGCAGAGAGAACGAAGAUCUUUGUCUCUGAGUGUUUUUUUCUCUCUUUGUGUUUUUUCCUGUUUUUGUUUUUUUGAUAUUUUCAGAGGAAGUUUUUGUUGCUUUUCUUUAAGUUCUUUUUAAAUAAAUAUAUUUUUUUGCAUUUUGUGUUUUUCCUUCUUUAACUCCAAACUGUGACACACUUCACUGACGGACUUUCACACACUAAACCGUCUCAAAGAGAGAAAAACUGCUUCAACUACCAUGAACAAAAAAAGAUGUAAUUUAACAACAAAAAAAAGCAGAAUAAUAAAAACAGCUGAAGGAUUAAAACUCUGAACAAACGGGAAUAUUUGUGUUUUUAGUCGUUUUUGUUUCUUUGAAACCAAAUCCAUAAAAAGUCUUUAUUCAGUGUUUUUAUUCUGAAGAGUUGGAGCGUCUCUUUUAUUCAGGGAAAAUCGUCUGUUUUUAAAACUAUCCUGAGGAGACGGAGGUGGACCCUGGAGAAGAUCACCGCAGGAGAGGAGCAUCGAGGAGAACCUGCAGAUCAAGAACCUCCGAGUUUUUCUCUUCGGCUGUUUCUGUCCAUAAAAAGGAAGGUGUCGGUCCGGUCGGAGGUUCGGUUCUGAUGCAUUCAUGUGCUGCUCGGUUGGAGGGGGUUGUGGUUUUAGGAGCAGGUCUCUGAUAGUCCUCAGUCCGGACUCCUGCUGGUUCCUCUGAUAAAAUGUGGAUCCAAACCAAACCUGGAACAGGGACAGGAUCAGAUUUCAGCUCUGGGGGCAGAGGAGGAUCAGAGCCAGGCUGUAAUGAAGACCACUCCCUGCCCACCUUGUCACAGCCAGCUCCUGCUCAGCUCCCAUCAACCCCCACCGACCCCUCUGACCCCGGGGGGAGCCAGAGCGCCGCGGCGGAGCCAGGCGUCCCGGCCGGAGCCAAGCUUUGUUUUCAGUCCACUGACCCUCCUCUGUGUCUCUGCUGAAGGUUCCCUCUGAACUCUGGAGAGGUGACAGGCCGGCAGGAGCAGCAGGAGCAGCAGGAGAGGAGAGAUAAGGAGGAGGAGGAGGAACAAAAAGGCCCGCAGAGGGUCGGACACCCCCGGCGCUCUGGCAGCGAGGACACGGCAGGAGACGGCGCCCGGCUGUGGGGACAGUUUCCUCCUCCUCUGGAUGUUUGGGUGUGAAAGCCGUUUGUUGGAGGAGCUGUGGUAUCAGGGCCUG
Messenger RNA from Xyrichtys novacula (pearly razorfish), 7781 nucleotides. The record is from the annotation of a GenBank genome assembly. NCBI's taxonomy places the organism in Eukaryota, Metazoa, Chordata, Actinopteri, Labriformes, Labridae.